Nymphaea colorata (pocket water lily) is the source of this 1788-nucleotide messenger RNA. Its product is annotated as probable sodium/metabolite cotransporter BASS1, chloroplastic. The coding region runs from base 179 to 1483 and encodes 434 amino acids. NCBI's taxonomy places the organism in Eukaryota, Viridiplantae, Streptophyta, Magnoliopsida, Nymphaeales, Nymphaeaceae. The transcript is spliced from 7 exons. Gene Ontology annotation, cellular component: membrane. The record is from RefSeq and is a predicted model, not a curated record.
GUGACCAGUUCCUGUCCAAAAGUUUCUUCCCCUUCUUAUCCACGUCACUUGCAGAGCCUUUCUUCCCUUCUUUCUGUAUAAUCUCUUUUGGUAUUUUGCUGCUGCUUCUAUAUAAACAGACAGACAGAGAGAGAGAGAGAGUCGAUUGCGGAUGUGAAUAAGCGACUAGCGAGUUACCAUGUCUGCAACAAGCGUUGUUGCAGGCGGGCUAUGCGGCUGCCUUGUGGGAGAAAUCAGGCGGCUUCCGUCUCGUAGGUGGCGGCGCAGGUGGGGGGUCCUGCGGCCUCCUACCAAUCUCAUCAUGAGGCAGAAGCGCGAGUCAGGCGCGGAAUUCCUCCAAGGGAAUGCUGUUUUCUUGGCAGCGGCGGCUAAAGGGGACUCUGCUGGUAGUGGUGGCGGUGGUGGUGAUGGUGCAGAAGGAAGCCUCACUACUACCGUGGAAGAUACGAGAAUCUGGUGGCACCAUACACUCCACACGGCGGCCAGCCUCUACCCGCUUUACGUGACCGUGGGUGGAUUGGUGGCAUGUAUUAACCCUUCCGCCUUCUCCUUCUUCGUGGAGAGGGGUCCCGCCUCUUACAGACUCGCGCUUGCCUUCAUAAUGCUGGCCAUGGGCCUGACGAUCGAACUGCGCGACCUCUUCGACGUCCUCAUGCGGCGGCCUCUCUCGGUUUUCUUUGGGUGCACUGCGCAGUUUACGAUUAUGCCGGCCCUCGGUGUCAUUAUUAGCAAAUUGGUUGGGCUUCCACCCGCUCUGUCUGUGGGACUGAUUCUGCUUUCAUGCUGUCCUGGCGGUACCGCAUCCAAUGUGGUGACUUUAAUUGCUCAAGGAGAUGUUCCCCUGUCAGUAGUCAUGACAGUAUGCACGACUUUAGGUGCAGUAAUCUGCACACCUCUGCUGACCAAAAUUUUGGCUGGAGCUUAUGUCCCUGUAGAUGCAGCUGCACUUUCCACAAGCACAUUGCAGGUAGUUGUUAUUCCUGUUCUUCUGGGUUCAUACGUGCAAAGUACAUUCCCUGCUAUAGUGAAAGCCGUAGUACCCUUUGCACCUCUACUUGCUGUAUUGGCUUCCUCUUUACUUGCAAGCAGUGUUUUCUCAGAAAAUGUUGUUCAUCUCAUUGCAUCAAUGCCAUCCAGUUUCAGUCGAUCUUGGGGACUUGAGUCUAUUUUAACUUCAGAGCCAGGCCUUCUUAUUUUAUCUGUCCUUUUGUUGCAUGUUGGUGGCUUUUUGGUUGGAUACGUGGUUGCUUCUAUAUGUGGGUUUAGAGAAAGACAACGCAGAGCAAUUUCUAUUGAGGUUGGGAUGCAGAACUCAUCCCUUGGUGUCGUUCUUGCAACCUCCCAUUUUUCAUCCAAUGUUGUACUACCUCCUGCCCUCUCCGCCGUCAUCAUGAACAUUAUGGGAAGCACCUUGGGUCUCAUUUGGAGAUACAUCCGUCCAGAUGAUGGCGGAGAAGAGUCGCUGAUGAAUCAAAAUAAAUAGCUUCAGUAAACGGCGUCUAAGAUUGAAGUGAGUGUGUUUCUGGUCUUCAUUGAGACUCCCUCUCAAGUGCUCUUUUCUUUCUUUUUCUUCAGCGAUCUUGUCAAUAAUGGCGUUUGCCCGUGAUCUUAUUCCUACUUUUUGCAUUUUUAGCCUUGUGAAGCCUGUGAGCUGCUUGCUUUCUUCUUUUUUGCAGUCUUUUUUGUUUUUCCUUCAGGAAAUUGCCUGUAGAGCAUUGUAAAAGCAUGUAAAAGGAUUCUUAUCUGUCUAAAAGGCGCUUGAAACUUGAAUAUAUAAUGUUUCUUUUA